Molecule: messenger RNA, 810 nt
Organism: Cladophialophora immunda
Lineage: Eukaryota; Fungi; Ascomycota; Eurotiomycetes; Chaetothyriales; Herpotrichiellaceae
Exons: 1
Coding region: 1-810 (269 amino acids)
Source: RefSeq, a predicted model, not a curated record
AUGCCCGCAAAACUAGUCCCAGACUACGAGGUGAAGCUCCUUCUGAAGCUGUCAGAAGUACUUGGAUCAAACAAUAAGCUCAGCAACGCGAUCGUGUCAGAGUUCGAUAUCGCUUCGAGCACGAAGAAGAUGAACGUCCAAUUUAUUGACACUAAGGAUCAAGACAUCUACACCAGCGGCUGGAACCUCCGCAUCCGCAAGGAAGAAGGAGAAAAUAACUUUGAGCUAACGUACAAGAAGCGCUAUUCGAUUGGCGAGGAGUAUUCUAGUACCGCCGGAGGUCAUAUCGAUACAGCGCUCGAGACAGCGCAACAAGAGGGAUUCGACACUACAACAGAGUACAAGGCGCAAGUUGAAGUAGGAUACCAGAAGCAAACUCUCUCCAUCAGCUACGAUGUUGAAGUUCCCGACGAAGGAUCGGAGGGAAUGGACUUGCCCAAUGCGAAAGUCUCACGCGAUCUCCUUACCGACGGUGCGCCCAAAGAAUUCGAGAAUUGGAAUGCUCCAAACUGGGGUGGGAACCACCUCGUAACGUCCAUAGUUUAUGGACCGGUACACGCAAAGCGAUUCAAAGGCAAUUGGGACGACGGACUCAAGCUCUCUAUCGAAGUUUGGCCAAUUCGGAAGAGCAAGGAGGAUGCGACCCUUGAGCCUAUUGUUGAAGCGUCUUUCAAGACGUCUGACCUCCAGAAGGCGCUGAAGGCGCGUGAGAAAAUUGUGGAAUUGCUACAAAAGAAAGGCUGGUUUUUGGCCAAGGAUUCCCUGAAGACGAAGCUCAUCAUGGAGCGAUACGGAUGUUUGGGCGAGUAA